Messenger RNA from Emiliania huxleyi CCMP1516, 513 nucleotides. RefSeq lists its product as hypothetical. The transcript has 2 exons. Lineage: Eukaryota; Haptophyta; Isochrysidales; Noelaerhabdaceae. The coding region runs from base 1 to 513 and encodes 170 amino acids. The record is from RefSeq and is a predicted model, not a curated record.
AUGGUGGCGCGGAGGGUCGUCGAACGCGCGUCGCGAGGGAGCCGCUCGCAGGGGCGACCUCCGCCGCCUGGCUCGGGCGGGCUCCUUCUCAAAGCGCUGGAGCCGCGCUGCAACCGCCUCGUUCCUUUGCUGGUCGUCCUCCCCGUCGCCUCUGCCGAAGAAGCUGAACCUGCGUGUCGCCACCCAGGCCAGCAGUGCGAGGCCGGCAAGUACGCAGGCAACGGUCGCUUCCGGAUUGCUCUCGAGGCGCCGGCGAAGUUCCUGGAGCUUUCCGCGGAGGCGGUCCGCAGGGUAUGCGGCGCGCUCGGCAUGAGGGAGCAGUUCGAGGCGGCGAUGGCGGCGGGCGAGCUGCUCGAGAUGCUCGAGAGCUUGCCGCGAGGGGCGGUCGAGGCCUCCGUUCGGCUGAUGCGCGGUUACAACCGCACGGGCGAGUGGCCAGAGCCCAUCCUCACCAGCCCUGCCCCGCAGCGCGGCCGCUCGCCAAGCCCCGUCGAUGAGUGGUCAGAUGGUUAG